UUUUUCUGAAAUUUGUGCCAACAAAGAAAGAGAAGCUACCAUGGUCAAUGCCAAGAAGCUUGCUCAAAUGGCAAAGAAGUGGCAGAGGAUGGCGGCCAUGGGGAGGAAGAGGAUCACCCAGACUACGACGGCAAAAAGAGCCGCUGAGGAGUGCCACACGACAAUCUCAGUACCGGUGAAGGGACACUGCGUAUUGUACACCGCCGAUGGGGUCCGGUUCGAGGUGCCAUUGGCAUACCUCAGCAAUGCGGUCUUCAGUGAGCUCCUGAGGAUGUCUCAUGAGGAGUUCGGAUUCUCAGGCAGCGACAAUGGCCGUAUCACGCUGCCAUGUGACGCCGCAGUCAUGGAGUACGCCAUGUGCUUGCUCAGGAGAGAUGCCUCCAUGGAAGUUGUGAAGGCAUUCCUGAGCUCCAUUGUGAGGCCGUGUCGUUUUGAUUGUGGCCUGAUGGCAUCAUCUGUAGUGCUUAGCCAGCAUGUACGCGUUUGUUAACUUCUGAAGAAUGGCAGCUAGCUAGGAUCUUGUUCUAGAUACCAUUUAUGUUCA
Lolium rigidum is the source of this 544-nucleotide messenger RNA. RefSeq names its product auxin-responsive protein SAUR36-like. Bases 41 to 490 code for a protein of 149 amino acids. The transcript has a single exon. Gene Ontology annotation, biological process: response to auxin. Lineage: Eukaryota; Viridiplantae; Streptophyta; Magnoliopsida; Poales; Poaceae. The record is from RefSeq and is a predicted model, not a curated record.